AAAAUAUUGUUUUUAAAAAUUUAUUAAUUAUAUAUAAAAUGUCAGAAAUUGGGAGCAGAAAAGAAGAUGAAUUCGGAAGGCCUUUUAAUAUAGUUUUAACACAAAUUCUUCAAGAAACCGAAAAGCAAUUUUUUAAAAUUGUUACCAGUGGAAAUGUGGAAAAAGCUCAAAAAUUUUUACAGGACCAUAACAAUUUUAAUAUCAACGCAGUAAAUUUUCAAGGUGUAACGGCACUGUAUCUAGCGGUAAUGGAUGGAAAUAUAGUCAUGGUAGAAUUUCUACUUUCACAGGAAGAUAUUGAAAUUGGUGACACUGUUCUACAUGCAAUUAGAAAAAAUGAACAUAAAAUAGCUUUGAUGUUAUUAAAUAAAUUGGAAGAAAUUUCACCGGGAUUAGAGCGUAUUGGUAUUACAGAAAGUUUCGAUUUUCCUGAUGAAACAACACCACUUUGUGUUGCUGCACAAUAUGGACAUUUUGAAAUUAUUGCCACUUUAUUAAAACGUGGACAUACAUUAAAAAAACCACAUCCACCAAUUUGCCAAUGCAGUGAUUGCAAGAGUGAAAGAAGCAGCGACGAUCCAUUGACAGUGCAAAAAAUGAGAUUUUCUUUAUAUGAAGCUGUGUCAAACCCAGCAUUUAUUUGUCAGACAUCCGACGAUCCUAUUCUUGAAGCUUUUUUGUUAUCCAGAGAAUUAAACGCCUCUGCCCAUUUUGAAAAGGAAUAUUUCUAUUUCUACAAAAGUCUUGCUAAAAAAGUUAAUCAGUUUGCAACGGAAUUAGUGGGAUGUUGUCGCACCGUCGAGGAAGUAGAACUUAUUUUAAAGCAAAAUUGUGGUUUAUGUUUUUCGACCCAUUUCAUAUAUCCUCGCUUACUGCUCGCAAUAGAUUGUGAUCAAAAAACAUUUGUUGCUCAUCCAAAUGUUCAGCAGGUGAUUGAGAGAAAAUGGAUUGGCGAUUGGUACGAGUGGAAAAUUAAAUCUUCUUUUAAAAAAACUUUAAUGAUCAUCCCGCGAAUAUUAAUGUUGCCUAUUAUUGCAGUAAUUGUUGUUAUUGCUCCAAAAUGGAAAACAACAAAAUAUUACAAAAUUCCAGUGAAUAAAUUUCUCUCGUCUUGCGCUAGUUAUGCAGUUUUUUUAUUCUUUGUUUUUUUACAAUCAAAUUGGGACCGGAAAAAUCAAUUACGAGGACCUCCGAACACAGGAUAUGAAACUGCAUUAGUCGUUUUUGUCAUUUCGUAUAUGCUGUCAGCAUUUCGAUUGUGUAUGAUACAAGGUUCAAAGAGAUUUUUCCGAUCGCCUAGAAAUUGGUAUAAAUUGUCGAUGCUCGCUCUAUUUUCUUUGGCGUUUUUAUUUUGGAUUGCGUCUGAAAUGGACGUGCAAAUGAAUGGUCAUCGUGAUCUACAGAGAAAAUAUUGGCACGAAUUUGAUCCAACUCUGAUAGCAGAAGGGAUUUUUUGUAUCGCCACUAUCAUGGCCUUUUUUAAAUUACUUUUUGUAUGCCAACUUGAUUAUCAUUUGGGACAUCUUCAAAUUUCUUUGGGAAAAAUGGUAACAGAUGUUGCCAAGUUUAUGAUUAUUUUUUCUAUAAUCAUAAUGUCAUUCACGAUUGGAUUGGCGAAAUUUUAUCAAUACUAUGAGGGUAUGGUAUUGAUUGAUGACUCGGAAAUAAAAGUACAGCAAGUCGAUUCUUUCGUUAGUUUCAUGUCAACUUUAAAAACAUUGUUCUGGUCUAUUUUUUGUCUGAGUGCAAUUGAAAGUGCUGAUGUGAUUAUCGAAAAUCUUCCAAGCGAAUCGGAAAAUGGAACUAUUGUCAAUAAGCACACUUUUACCGAGUUUAUAGGAUAUAUUUCUUUUGCAACUUUCGAGUUUAUUUCCGUUAUUGUUGUAUUGAAUAUGUUGAUUGCUUGUAUGGCAAAUACAUUCACGAGAGUGACGGAAAAUAUUGGAGUCGAAUGGACUUUUGCUAGAACGGAGCUAUAUAUCGAUUUUAUGGAACAAACUACAUUACCACCCCCUUUCAAUCUAUUUCCGACACCGGGGGGAAUUCACUCGGUUGUUGAAUAUAUCAAGGUACUAGUUAGACCACCUUCCAAUAAAUGUGCCCGAUGGAGCAUCAAGCACUGCUGUUACAUAGAGGAAAUGGAUUCAGGGAAGAAUAGAAAGGAGUUCCAAGUAAUAAUGUCUCAAUUAAUUUUGCGUUACUUUAAAAAAAAAGAGACGGAAACAACUGCAUCUGAAGUUGACGGUCUUCGAAAAGAAAUGCAAGAAUUACGUAGUCUUUUACGCCAUCAUAAAUAAAUAUAUAUGCAUUUUAUUAAAUUUGCAAAUCAUAUUCAAAAUAAUUUCCGAAGGUAUAAAUUUUCGAAUAUGAAUUGUGAUUAUAUCGUGAAAUGCAAGCAAUGUAUGCACACAUGUUUGUUUAUUACAUGUUUAUCUUCAAUAAAUAGGAAUAUUAUAUGUACAAACGUUAUCACACCUUCCAUUAA
This is a messenger RNA of Leptopilina boulardi, 2485 nucleotides long. RefSeq names its product short transient receptor potential channel 4-like. Gene Ontology annotation, molecular function: store-operated calcium channel activity; inositol 1,4,5 trisphosphate binding; protein binding. Gene Ontology annotation, cellular component: membrane; cation channel complex. The record is from RefSeq and is a predicted model, not a curated record. The transcript is spliced from 12 exons. Gene Ontology annotation, biological process: regulation of cytosolic calcium ion concentration; calcium ion transmembrane transport; manganese ion transport. The coding region runs from base 39 to 2297 and encodes 752 amino acids. NCBI's taxonomy places the organism in Eukaryota, Metazoa, Arthropoda, Insecta, Hymenoptera, Figitidae.